Molecule: messenger RNA, 4716 nt
Organism: Eptesicus fuscus (big brown bat)
Lineage: Eukaryota; Metazoa; Chordata; Mammalia; Chiroptera; Vespertilionidae
Gene: MORC2
Product: MORC family CW-type zinc finger 2
Exons: 27
Coding region: 1346-4510 (1054 amino acids)
Cellular component (GO): nucleus
Molecular function (GO): zinc ion binding
Source: RefSeq, a predicted model, not a curated record
UGCGUCGCUCGGCCCGCCCCCGGUACUGUUUCUUUAAAUGGCGGAGAGGGUCACGAAAGCAGGAAGAGAGGCGCUCUCUCUCUCACGUGACAGGGGCGGGCCCAGCUAACAAGAUCCGGUCACGUGGGCGCACAUUGGCUACCAAUCAGGACGCGUCGUUUUAGGGCGGGGGCGGGAGGAGCUGCGGCUCUGUGAUUGGCUGAACGCGCCGCGGAGACCUCGGGGGUUCGGGGCGUCGGGGAGUGUGCGAGGGAGCCCGGUCCGUGUGCAUAGGCGGAGACAAAGCGGUGGCAGUGGUGGCCGCAGAGGCGCCUGUGAGGCAACCCUGAGAGCCGAAUUUCGUGGUGCUGAGUCCGGUCAUCAUCUCAUUCUGCGCGGCGCUCGGAAGGCUCGUGUCUGGGCGGCGGCGGCGGCGGCGGUGGCGGCGGACGCGGCGGCAGCACAUGGUUCCAAGAGCAAGCUGCGGUUGUCGGGUUCCAAUUCCGUGGGGAGGGACAAAGGCAGCCGCGAGCGCUGGGCAACGCCCCGUCGGGGUGUGCGCUUGCCAUUGCCCUUGAUCCGGGCUCUGAAAGCUGGGCCCCACUCCUCUCUGAGGAGAGGCCCGGGAAGGGCCGGAGAGGCCGAGGCCACAGUCUGAGGAGAGUGGGGGGAGGGGCGUGCCCGUCUGAGGUGACUUGGGCGGGCUCAUUGUGAGGUAAUGCUAGUGGGUCAUUGUGAGGUAAUUUGACGCGCUACACUUCGGAGAUCGGGGUGGGGCUCUGAACGCAGGAACCCGCCCUCAGCGGUUAAGAGAGAUUUCGGUUGGGAGUUCGUGAAGCCGAACUAUCGCCAUAAUAAACCCGAACCAUGCUCACCAGUCUGGGGCCUCUUUAAGGAUCCUGGGAUCAUUGGUGGCGAAGACAUGGGUGAUUGUCCGGUUUUAUAACAGAAGUUGGUACAUUUCCGGAGUGGUAAGUUCCCUAGAAGAACAAGAAAGGGCUCGAAGCAAACGAAGAUGGAGCAGUCAUAAAACCGCCAACUCCAGUACCAUCUACUUCAAGGUUAUCCACAUUUCGACUCACUGAACUGUCUCGCAACCUAACGUGAAAGCUCCCAAGACGACAGAUGUAGGACGGUUCUAUUCAAAAUUUUACGUCAUAGUCUGAGAAGAUUAAAAAAAAUACUCCAAGGAGAAAUCAAUUGUAGUUUUAGACAUCUCUGAUUAUAUUUUAGAUAGUUUCGCAGCAGACUUGUUUAAGGAGCACAGACUUACCAAACUUUUCUGGAAAAGAAUCCUGGAAAACCUAUUCCAUUGUAAGGUUGUAUUUCCCAGUUAGCAGGUAAAGGCCCGAACCUCACUGCAAUCAUGGCUUUCACAAAUUACAGCAGUCUGAAUCGAGCCCAGCUAACCUUUGAAUAUCUGCACACAAAUUCAACUACUCAUGAAUUCUUGUUUGGUGCUCUUGCUGAACUGGUUGAUAAUGCAAGAGAUGCUGAUGCCACCAGAAUGGAUAUUUAUGCAGAAAGGCGAGAGGAUCUUCGAGGAGGAUUUAUGCUUUGCUUUUUGGAUGAUGGAGCAGGAAUGGAUCCAAAUGAUGCUGCCAGUGUGAUCCAGUUUGGGAAGUCAGCCAAACGAACGCCUGAGUCCACCCAGAUUGGGCAGUAUGGGAAUGGGUUAAAGUCAGGCUCCAUGCGCAUCGGGAAGGAUUUUAUCCUCUUCACCAAGAAGGACGACACCAUGACCUGCCUCUUCCUGUCUCGCACCUUUCAUGAGGAGGAAGGCAUUGAUGAGGUGAUAGUCCCAUUGCCCACCUGGAAUGCUCGGACCCGGGACCCUCUCACAGACAACUUGGAAAAGUUCUCCAUAGAGACAGAGCUCAUCUACAAGUAUUCUCCCUUCCACAACGAGGAGGAAGUGAUGGCUCAGUUCAUGAAGAUUCCUGGGGACAGUGGAACACUGGUGAUCAUCUUCAAUCUCAAACUCAUGGAUAACGGAGAGCCAGAGCUAGAUAUAGUCUCAAACCCGAGAGAUAUCCAGAUGGCAGAGACUUCCCCAGAGGGCACGAAGCCGGAGCGGCGCUCCUUCCGUGCCUACGCUGCCGUGCUCUAUAUCGACCCCCGAAUGAGGAUUUUCAUCCACGGGCACAAGGUGCAGACCAAGAGGCUCUCCUGCUGCCUGUAUAAGCCCAGGAUGUACAAGUACACAUCCAGCCGCUUCAAGACCCGGGCAGAGCAGGAAGUGAAGAAAGCUGAGCACGUAGCACGGAUUGCUGAAGAUAAGGCCCGGGAGGCGGAGAGCAAAGCGCGGGCAUUAGAGCUACGCUUGGGUGGAGACCUCACACGGGACUCCAGGGUGAUGCUGCGGCAGGUGCAGAACACAGCCAUCACCAUGCGCAGAGAAGCUGAUGUCAAGAAGCGGAUCAAGGAUGCCAAGCAGCGAGCACUUAAGGAACCUAAGGAACUGAAUUUUGUUUUUGGAGUCAACAUUGAACACCGAGAUCUGGAUGGAAUGUUCAUAUACAACUGCAGCCGCCUGAUCAAGAUGUAUGAGAAAGUGGGACCACAGCUGGAAGGGGGCAUGGCGUGUGGCGGGGUUGUUGGGGUCGUUGAUGUGCCCUACCUGGUCCUGGAGCCUACACACAACAAGCAGGACUUUGCCGAUGCCAAGGAGUACCGGCACCUGCUGCGGGCGAUGGGCGAUCACCUGGCACAGUACUGGAAGGACAUCGCCAUUGCCCAGCGGGGAAUCAUCAAGUUCUGGGAUGAAUUUGGCUACCUCUCUGCCAACUGGAACCAUCCCCCAUCCAGUGAUGUGCGUUACAAACGUCGGAGGUCUAUGGAAAUCCCUACCACCAUCCAGUGUGAUUUGUGUCUGAAGUGGCGGACCCUCCCCUUCCAGCUGCAUUCUGUGGAAAAGGAGUUUCCUGACACCUGGGUUUGCUCCAUGAACCCUGAUCCCGAGCAGGACCGGUGUGAGGCUUCCGAGCAGAAGCAGAAGGUUCCCCUGGGGACAUUGAAAAAGGACCUGAAGACACAGGAAGAGAAGCAGAAGCAGCUGACGGAGAGAAUUCGCCAGCAGCAGGAGAAGCUGGAGGCCCUGCAGAAGACCACACCCAUCCGCUCCCAAGCUGACCUGAAGAAGCUGCCGCUGGAAGUAACCACUAGACCUUCCCCCGAGGAACCUGCACGCAGACCUCAGCGUCCUCGCUCACCUCCUUUACCUGCUGUGAUCAAGAAUGCCCCGAGCAGACCCCCUGCCCUUCACCCUCCCAGGCCAACCAGAAAGGCUCCUGUCAUCAACAGCACCCCAAAGCCUCCUGCCCUGGCAGCCCGGGAGGAGGCCUGUACAUCCAGGCUUCUCCAGCCCCCCGAAGCACCCCGAAAGCCUGCUAACACUGCAGUCAAGACUGCGCCUCGGCCCACCCCUCCGGUGCAGCCGCUGACACCAUCUCUACUGCCCAACUCCAAGAGCCCUCGGGAGGUCCCCACCCCCAGAGCCGUCAAGAUGCCGGUGGUCAAGAAGCCAGAGCCGCCUAGUAAACCUCCCCCGGCCACCCCUGGUCGGAAGCGGGGUCUCGAUGCCUCUGACGAGGAGGAAGCUGAGGAAGAGGCUGAGAGGAGGAGGGAGAGACCCAAGCGGGGCAAAAUUACUGUGAAGGAGGAAAAGAAGGACUUGAGUGAGCUGUCCGACAGUGCUGAGGAGGAGGACUCCGCUGACCUCAAGAAGGCUCAGAAAGAUAAAGGUCUGCACGUGGAGGUGCGUGUGAACAGGGAGUGGUACACCGGCCGCGUCACAGCUGUGGAGGCAGGCAAGCAUGUGGUGCGGUGGAAGGUGAAGUUUGACUAUGUGCCCACAGACACAACACCAAGAGACCGCUGGGUGGAAAAAGACAGUGAGGAUGUGCGGCUGAUGAAGCCCCCUUCCCCGGAGUAUCAGAGCCCGGACACCCAGCAGAAUGGGGGUGAGGAGGAGUCCACAGGGGCCCCGCCGGUUGAGGCCCAGCCGGCUGUGGCCGUGACCGACGCCUCCACUUCUGACUGCGUCCGCAUUGAGCCUGACACCACCGCCCCGAGCUCCAACCACGAGACCGUCGACCUGCUCGUCCAGAUCCUCCGGAAUUGUUUACGGUACUUCCUGCCUCCAAGCUUCCCCAUCUCCAAAAAGGAGCUGAGUGCUAUGAAUUCAGAUGAGCUGAUAUCCUUUCCUCUGAAAGAGUACUUCAGGCAGUACGAAGUGGGGCUCCAGAACCUGUGCCAUUCCUACCAGAGCCGCGCCGACUCGCGGGCCAAGGCCUCCGAGGAGAGCCUGCGCACCUCCGAGAAGAAGCUCCGCGAGACGGAGGAGAAGCUGCAGAAGCUGAGGACCAACAUCGUGGCUCUCCUGCAAAAGGUGCAGGAGGAGGGCCUGGCAUGGCUAGAGGUUAGAACCCGGGACGCCAGUGAGGUUCCCACAGUUGUCUGGGACAUUGACAUCAAUACAGAUGACGAGCUGGAUGCCUACAUCGAAGACCUGAUCACCAAGGGGGACUAAGGGGCUCGGAGCCAGAGGCCGGCUCCCCUGCGCCUGCCUCGGGCAGAGCUCCCGGUGGGCGGGGCUGUCUCGUUAGGGGGCUGGUGGACUUUCCUUGUUUGGCUCACUUGGGACAUUUGUGCUUUUGGAGGGAAAAACACUCUGAUUCUUUGAAUCUUCCUCCCUAAGUUUAUAAAUAUUUAUUUUUUAAAAGAAACGAGAUGCUG